Molecule: messenger RNA, 607 nt
Organism: Raphanus sativus (radish)
Lineage: Eukaryota; Viridiplantae; Streptophyta; Magnoliopsida; Brassicales; Brassicaceae
Exons: 1
Coding region: 96-377 (93 amino acids)
Source: RefSeq, a predicted model, not a curated record
UCUAAUGUGUCCUUUCUUUCUCUUCACGUAACCUCACAUCUAUCUCUAUAUAAACGCAUAGCAACACAAAUCAAUCAUACACAAAAGAGAGAAAAAUGUGGAAAGUGAGCUGGCUUCUUAACUUUCUAAUUACCGACGCCAACGAGCAAGAAAGCAUGGAGAACUUUAACAAAAACGGUGUCAUAGAAGCCCCAGAAAGUGGGUUUAAGAUGCCGUUGCAUUACCCAAAGUACACAAAGGAUGAUUACGAGAAGAUGGAAGAGUGGAGACUGGAUCUGCUUCUCUCAGACUACGGACUUCUUGUCUUCCAUGACACUACUCUCCACGAGAAACGAGCUAUUGCGAUCGAAACUUUUCUAUGGCCUCAUGCCUACUAAAGGGUCGGAGAAUGUUGAGAUGCGAACGGUGGGAAAGAGUUGAACUACAAACCGAGGUAUCCAUCUACAGAAAAUAUCACUAGAAGACUUUGCGGUAUCUUAAGUGAUACUAUUGUCUCAUAUUCUAUAGUUUUCAUCAUAUAUCUAUUUAUGUUUAAUACAGUGUAUAAGUUGAUUUUGUAUGAAUCUUCAACUCAAUAAAGUAUUUGGUGUUUGUGUAAUACUAAGAA